Molecule: messenger RNA, 1497 nt
Organism: Diplodia corticola
Lineage: Eukaryota; Fungi; Ascomycota; Dothideomycetes; Botryosphaeriales; Botryosphaeriaceae
Product: major facilitator superfamily transporter
Exons: 4
Coding region: 1-1497 (498 amino acids)
Biological process (GO): transmembrane transport
Cellular component (GO): membrane
Molecular function (GO): transmembrane transporter activity
Source: RefSeq, a predicted model, not a curated record
AUGGAAAGUGUCACGCCUGACCGCGAGAAGGUGCCCGAUGAUGCGACCAUCGCCAUUUCGGACUCAUCCUGCAAGGGGGGAAUCCCUGACGAGCUCGACGCUCCGAGAAGCCGAAGAGUUCUAUGGAAGAUCGACCUCGUGAUUAUGCCGGUCGUGACUUUUGGCAUGACGCUGGCAUUCCUUGAUGAAAACGUCCUUCCCUACGCUGCAGUCUACGGAUUGGUCGACGACACGCAUCUGCAUAACCAACUUUACAGUUGGCUUGGGAGUACAUUUUACUUUGGGUAUCUCUUCAUGGAGUUUCCAAACUUGUGGAUCAUUUCCAAGUUCCCGGUGGGAAAAUACAUGGGAGCUUGUUUUUGUGCCAUGGGCACUUGCUUCUCCCUACUAGCCGCAUGCCACAGCUUCGCCGGUCUUGCAGCCCUCCGAUUUCUGCAAGGUGCCUUUGAGGCGGCUAUGCUUCCCUGUCUUCUUUUCAUCAACUCUGCAUGGUAUCGUCGCGAGGAGCAGCCUUUGCGGACGGCUCUCUGGGCAAACACCUUUGCUGGAACAUUCACUGGCAUUCUUAGUUACGCCAUUGGAAACAUCGGCGGUCCACUGUCAACAUGGAGGUACAUUUUCCUCAUCUACGGUUCCGCCACCAUCAGCAUGGGAUUGCUCAUGUUCAUAGCUUUACCAAACUCUCCCUCUACGGCCUGGUUCCUGACCGAGGAGGAGAGACGCAUUGCAGUGCGCAGAGUCGCGAUGAGCCAGACCGAAGAUGCAUCUCACAAUGGCAUGAAAUGGAGACAAAUCCUGGAAGCAUUGAGAGAUCCGAAGUACUGGUGCAUCUCAACGUUCUUCAUCACGCAGGCCAUCACGAAUGCCGGUAUCACGCAAUUCAACCCGCUGAUAAUCUCAGGCUACGGUUUCUCCAGGGCUAAAACGGUCUUGAUGGCCACCCCACAAGCGGCCAUCGCCAUGGUAGCGCAGGCAAUCCUGACAGCAAUUACGUUCUGGGUGCCCAACCUCAGAUGCGUAUUCUGGGUCUUGGCGAGCUGCGUUGCCAUGGCCGGCGCCGCCACGGUUAAGGUUCUCGAUCCGGUUGCCCAUCGUCAUGCUUCUCUUGCCGGUGUCUACCUCAUGGGGUUUUGGAAUGUCCCCUGGGUUAUGGUGUUGAGUCUUCAGUCCUCUAACGUCGUGGGUACGACAAAGAAGAGCUUCGUCUCCGUUUCUGCCGCAGCGUUUUAUGCGAUCGGCAAUAUCGUGGGGCCCCAUUUCUUCUUGGAAGGCCAGGCGCCACACUAUAAUCUCGGCAUGGGUGCCAUGCUGUGCUGCUUUGCAGUGAUGGCGACUACAGGUGGUUUGUACUACGGCUUGUGUGUCUUGGAAAACAAGAGGCGGGACCGUGAGUAUGGAUCACCGAGUCUUUGCACUGAUGAGAUGUCGGAAAUGUCACAAGUUGUAUGCGGUGGCCUGACCGAUGUGUCCAUUCAUCAAUUUCGUUACGCCUACUAG